This is a messenger RNA of Carcharodon carcharias (great white shark), 1035 nucleotides long. It is a transcript of the gene mchr2a, whose product is annotated as melanin concentrating hormone receptor 2a. Gene Ontology annotation, biological process: neuropeptide signaling pathway. The record is from RefSeq and is a predicted model, not a curated record. Gene Ontology annotation, molecular function: neuropeptide binding; G protein-coupled receptor activity. NCBI's taxonomy places the organism in Eukaryota, Metazoa, Chordata, Chondrichthyes, Lamniformes, Lamnidae. Gene Ontology annotation, cellular component: neuron projection; membrane.
AUGAAUGGAUCUCAGACUCCAAGCUGGGCCUGGCAAAAUGGAUCUGAUUGGAUAAACAAGCUUUCUUGCACUGCUGUACAUCAUUAUCAUAUGGUUUAUGUAAUAGAAACAACCCUCCUCCCUUCUUUUAUUGGGGUUAUCUAUUCAACAGGAUUGGUCGGAAAUAUACUCAUCCUAUUUACCAUUAUCAGGUCAGUACGGAAGACCAUCCCAGAUAUUUAUAUUUGUAACCUAGCAGUGGCAGAUUUGGUUCACAUUAUUGGACUACCAUUCCUGAUUCAUCAGUGGGUACGAGGAGGCGAGUGGGUGCUUGGCAGUACUGUCUGCACCAUUAUCACAUCGCUAGACAGUUGCAAUCAGUUUUCCUGUUGUGCAAUUAUGACAGCUAUGAGUCUGGACAGGUACCUGGCUCUUGUUCAUCCAUUUCAUCUGACAAGCUUCAGAACCAGGUCAAAAACCAUUAAAAUCAAUUUCUGCCUUUGGGCAGCUUCUCUUGUAUUGGCUCUUCCUGUCUGGACACAUGCGAAAAUCAUUAAAUUUAAGGAUGGCUUGGAAAGCUGUGCUAUUGAUCUGACUUCACCCCAGGACAUACUUUGGUAAACACUGUAUCACACCUUAACUUCUUUUUUCUUUCCCUUGCCACUGAUAUUGAUUUGCUACAUACUGAUUCUAUGUUACACAUGGGACAUCUAUCAGGAAAACAAGAGAACUGGAAGAUAUAACGCGACUAUCCCCAGAGCGCGACUCAAACGAUUGACCAGGAUGGUCCUGGUUUUAGUGAGCAUUUUUGUGGUUAGUUCAACACCAUAUCAUGUGAUGCAACUGGUAAAUCUCGAAAUCACUCAGCCAACCACUGCUUAUUACAUUGGCUAUUACAUCUCCAUCUGCCUCAGCUAUGUCAGCAGCAGACCCUUUCUCUACAUCUUACUCAGUGGCAAUUUCCGCAGGAGGCUGUCUGGCUGCAAAAAGAUUCAACUGAAAGUGACUGAACGUGAAAUUAUUAACAUAGAAAGCACAGUGAAGUUGAGUUAUUAG